GGCGGGGCCGCGGGAAGCGCCAUUAAUAGAGAGAGCUUGAAUCAGGAUGGCUGGGAUGGCCAAACAGGAAAAGCGAAAGCAGAACCAGCCUGGCCGGGCCACCAACAAGAAAAUUUGUAAUGAAGAGAUUAAUACCACCAUCAAUGAUUCCCCUCAUAACGCCUCUGCAGAUCUCUCUCUGGACCUGGCAACCAACGCCAACAAUGAAUAUGGUAGCAAAUGUGGUAUCCUGAAAUGGAUCACUAUCAAGAACUUCAUGUGUCACGAUUUUCUUGAGUUUGUAUUCUCGUCACAUAUCAACUUUGUGCAGGGAAGGAAUGGCAGUGGAAAGAGUGCCAUCCUUACUGCUGUGGUGGUAGGCCUUGGUGGAAUGGCACGCUUUACCAACCGAGGAAACAGCUUGAAAGAUUUGAUAAAGCAUGGCAAACAUACAGCUGUAAUAGAAAUUGCCAUCAAUAAUGCUGGGCGCAAUGCAUUCAAGCCUGAGUUAUAUGGAAGUGCUAUCAUUGUGGAGCGGAAAAUAUGUGCUUCAGCACCUGGAGGAUAUAAACUUAAAGCUUAUAUGGGAAAAGUGGUCUCAACCAAGAAGGAUGAGCUGUCAAGGAUGAUGCAACACUUCAACCUGCAGGUGAACAACCCUGUGACAAUACUCAACCAAGACAUGUCACGCUCCUUCUUCAACACAACAGAACCAAAGAUGCUCUACAAGCUUUUCCUGAAGGCUACACAGUUGCAACAAUUGAAAGAUGACUAUGCUGAUCUGCAGAAAAGCAUACAGAGUUCCCUGAGAAUUAUUGAAUGUCGAAAAGAGUGCCUUCCUGAUUUGGAGAAAGAGGUGGAGGAACAGCGCAUCCACUAUCAGUUCAGUUUAUCACUUCGAGAAAAAGGAAAUAAACUGAAAGCACUGCGCCAUGAAUUGGCUUGGGCAAAAAUUAUUGAACUUGAGCAAGCUAAAGCAAAGGCAGAAAAAGACUUGGAGAAGCAUACAAAAGCUAGGGAUGAAAUCCAAAAGAAGGUAGAAGAGCUCCAGAAGAUUCUAGAACACGAAACGGAAGAGAGAGCAAAGAAUACCAAAUUGUUGGAAGAGGCCACCAGCCAGUUGUCAGCUGUCUCCAAGGAAGUGCGAGAGGUAGAUGGAAAAAUGAGGAAGGUAAAGGAUGAGUAUAAAGAAAAUCAGUCUCAGUUUAACGUAGCUGAGAAAAAAGUUCGUGCACUGAGUUCAGAAAUUUCUACAUUAAAAUCUGCCAUUGAAAAGGAUGAUGAUGGGAAAAAGAGUCGAUGGGCAUCUGAACGAGCAGAAUGGCAGAGGGAGAUGAAUAUAGUUGAGAGCAGGGUUAAAGUGAUGGAGAACUUGAAGACAGAAAACACUCAUUUUGAUAACCUACAACACACAUUGGACGUCAAAAAGUCAGAGAAGAUAAAUCUGGACGUAGAGGAAAAAUCAUUGCGCAGACAAAUAGUUGGAUUCGAAAAGGAGCUCAACAGUUUUAAGGACAAGAAAAGCUGUCAGUUCACUAUAUAUGGCCAUUGGGUACCUCAACUGUUGAAGAACAUUUUACAUGCACAUGCAAAUGGAUUGUUCAUCAAGAAACCUGUUGGACCUAUGGGAGCCUUCAUUAAAGUGAAAGACACAAAGUGGGCUCAUGUGGCAGAACGUGUGCUGGGAAGAAGAAUCACAGGCUUCUGUGUUGAUAACCAUAAAGAUGAAAAAGUCCUUAGAAAUUUGAUGAAAUCCGUGGCCAUAGAACAAAACUCCAUGCCAAUUGUGACUGUGUCCAAGUUCAGAGACCAGGUUCUUGAUGCGUCCAGGUUUGAGACAUCUUCUGAAUAUUCUUCCCUGUGGUCCAUUCUUGAUAUUUCUGAGACUGUGGUGGCCAAUACAGUCAUUGACCAAAUGCAAGUUGAGUCAAUCCUCCUCAUUCCUACUUCACAAGAGGCUGGCAAGCUGCUGAAGGAUAAAUCAUUGGUACCAAAGAAUUGUAAAUGUGCUUACACUCUCAACCUGGACCAGUACUACCCAGAUCCCAAUUACCGGGUGUACUCUGGCAGGGGCUCUCAUCGGGCCAGAUUCUUGCAGGUGUCUGUGGAAGACAAAAUAAGAGAUAUCACAAAGAACAAGGAGGAGUGCACAGAAAGACUGAACUUGCUAGUUACCCAUGAUAUUAAAGAAUCUUUGGCUGAAUUGAAGGAUUUGCAAGAAAAAAUGAAGGUUUCCAGCAGCAAGAUUCAAGGGUACAAGAAGGAAUUGGGCAGUCUCCGCAUGACACUAGCAGAACUACAAAACCAAGAGACUACACCCCCUCCUGAUGUUACACAGCUAGAGGAAGAAGUGAAGCAACUAGAAGCAAAGAUGGGAAAUGCCAAAGCUAAAAUGGAGGAGAUUCGUAAAUCUUCACUUGAGAAGAAACAAGAAUUUAAUAAUUUCAGUGCAACUCUAAUGGACUUAAGACAAAAGGAAAAGCAUGCCUAUUCUGAAGUUGAGAAAUGGAAGAAUGUAUUACAAGAGGCCAGUGCUAAUGCUGCCAGAUUAGAAAUUCAGACUUGCAAAAGAAAGGAUAAAGAACUGAAGGCAAGCAAAAAACCACUUGAAGAGGCAUUGACAGAAGCAGAAGAAACUUUGGAGAAAGCAUUGAACACUGCAGAUCAGUUAAAUCUAGGAGAACGCAUAGAGACAAAAAAGAGUGUGAAAGAGCUGGAGCGCCAGUAUGCUGCUCUACAGGACAGGCUUGACAGGGAAAGAGCUAUCUCUGGGGACCCAAUAACUGUUGCCGAGAAAUAUGUGGCCACAAAACAUAGAUACAAACUGGUUUCAGAAGACCUGAAUAAACACAUCAAUUUAAUGUCGAAACUACAAGAGAGCCUACAUUUGAGAGAAAGAAAAUGUGUGCGUUUUCACUCUUGGCUGGCAGUGAUUGUUAAACAUUUCUUCAGGGAAAACUUAUCAGUACGAAAGCUGCAUGGCUCAGUUUCCAUCAGCAUAGAAGAAGAAGCUCUUAACAUCCAUGUGGAGAAGCCAGGUGUCCACUAUACUUCACCUGUAAAGAUUCAAUUAACCUCCAAAGAACUCAAGAAGUCUAAAACACACCAAGACCUAAUCAUGAUGUCUGGAGGUGAACGUUCAUAUGCAACUGUGGCCUUCAUCAUUGCUCUUUGGCAUGCAAUAGUGUCACCUGUACGCAUCCUAGAUGAAUUUGAUGUGUUCAUGGAUGUGAUUGCCAGGAAUCAUGCCAUGAAAAUGAUGAUAAGUGCAGCAAAACAAGACACCCAGUACAUCUUCCUUACUCCACUCAGCCUGGAUACAAGCAAGCUUAGCAACUGCCAGGUAUUCAGGAUGCCAGAUCACACUGUGGAGUCUCAAAAUAGUGAAGGAUGCUGAGCACUCCUAAGAAGGCCAAGGACAUAAUCCCUCCCAAGAAGUACAAAGACCUGAGCAGUCCUGGACGUUCUUUUAAUUUAUGAAGCCUUAAUGAUAACAAACUGUCCCAAGCCUCAAUGAUAGAAAAUGGAGAAAUGAACAGUUAAUUAAACUUUCAAUACUAUUUACCUUAGGUACUGGUGAUUUUUUUUUUUCUUCAAUAUUUAGCUUAACAUUAUUACUUUCAUUUCAUACUAAAUUUGCUAUGAAAAAAAAAAAUAAAUAAAUAAAAUAAUAACAAUAAGUUGGGUUGUAAAAAAAUAGCUUUCUUUUUCCUCAAGCAUAGAUGUUUACACAAGAUACAGUUUAGGAGCAUAGCAUAGGUAGAUUGGGGAUAGGACAACCCAAUUAAAGCAAUAGGACAGUAGUUUGAGGGUAAUGUGUGUGUUGUUACAGAAGCAAGAAAUAUAAGGAUUACCUACAAAGUAAGCCAGUGAGAAAAUCAUGGUGCAGUGUUCUGUUCAAGGUAGAUUUAUCUGUGUUGGAUACAUAAAAGUACAAAAGGAAUAAUAUACAAGGAUGUACAAACAUAUUAGAACAUUUCAUACACUAUCCAAAGGAAACAAACUAGAAAUGGAAUGUUUUGAGACCCUAUCAUUCCACUUGUGUUUAGUCACAAAUGAUUAGUAAAGAUCAAGUAAUGUGAAUGCUGUUUAGUAAAGCAUGUUUUAAGUUAGUUAUCUGAACAUAUCUUUAAGAGGAAUGACACAAAGCCUCUAUAUAUGUCAUAUUAAGUCUAUUGGUGUUUCUGUUUGAUCUUAUAUGAUAUGUCAAGUAUGUGGCAAAACAUUACCCUCAUAACUUAGGUGAUAGGAAAAGUAGGGAACUGGAGGCCCUACCUUUUACAUUUGUUUCUGAAAUGAGAAAAGGUAUGAGAUUUGGGUUGCUUUUAUUUGUCCUUAAGGAUUAUUUUAGCCUAGUUCUCAUAUAUUGAUGUGAAUCCAGUGAAUCACAUAUCUGAUGUACAAAUAUAAGCAAACAAAAGAAUAGGUACCUAAAUAUUAUCUGAACAAAACAGUAUUGUAUAGAAGAUACAACAUGAUUAAAACUAAAUGAAA
Molecule: messenger RNA, 4473 nt
Organism: Portunus trituberculatus (swimming crab)
Lineage: Eukaryota; Metazoa; Arthropoda; Malacostraca; Decapoda; Portunidae
Gene: SMC6
Product: structural maintenance of chromosomes protein 6-like
Biological process (GO): double-strand break repair via homologous recombination
Cellular component (GO): site of double-strand break; Smc5-Smc6 complex; nucleus
Molecular function (GO): damaged DNA binding; single-stranded DNA binding
Source: RefSeq, a predicted model, not a curated record